AUGCCAGAACUCCCAGAAGUAGAGUAUGCCGCUGCUCUCAUCCGUGAGCAUGCAGUGGGGAAAUUGAUUCAUCACGUCGACACGUUCGAUGACAGCCUCGUCUUCUCUGGCUCUACCCACCAGGAAUUUGCGCGCGAAAUCACCGGUCGCAUCGUGGAUGAUGCAGCUCGUUACGGAAAAUAUUUCUAUAUUCAACUGCAAGGAAACGGAAGGAUGCCCGUUCUCCACUUCGGCAUGACUGGUGCUUUACAGGUGAGAGGCCAUGCCACGGUCAAGUACAAAGUUGGCGCCACCAGCCCAUCCGAUGUGUGGCCGCCACGUUACGUGAAGUUCAUCCUAUACAUCCAGAAUGGCAAUUCUGCUACGUACUUCACAGAAAUUGCAUUCUCAGAUGCCCGCCGCUUAGGUCGCAUACGUUUGGUCGUGUCCCCACUCAAUGAGCCGCCUAUAUCAGAACUCGGUUUCGACCCCGUGUUAUCUAUGCCUUCGCUAGAGGAUUUCCAUGCUUCCUUGUCUAAGAGGACUUGCCCAAUCAAAGCCCUUUUAUUAGACCAAGCUUUCAGCGCCGGCGUCGGGAACUAUCUCGCAGACGAGAUCCUGUAUCAGGCCCACGUGCACCCAGAACAGAGGUGUAACACUCUAGAUAGAGAUCAGGUUAUCGCUUUGCACCACCAUGUCGCUGACGUGUGCCGUAUCACGGUUCAGGCCAAUGCUGACAACAGCAAGUACCCUAAGCAUUGGCUAUUUAAACAUCGUUGGGGGAAAGGCAAGAAUGUCAAGACAACCAUGACACUUGUUCCGUCGGGUGAGCCCGCCACGAUCAAGUGGAUAACCGUAGGUGGCCGCACAUCGGCGUAUGUCGCCGAAGUUCAGAAACGUUUGCCAUCCUCAAAGGGGAACGAUCCCGUUGCAGCUGCCGCAAGCGACACUGUUGCAGAUCAUGACGACGUUGCGCAACGCAAAUCACGGGGACGACAGUCCAGACGUGUAGAUGACGACAUCGUAGAACAAGGGUAUACAGUGCGUCCGAAGAGAAGACGGACCAAUACAUAA
Messenger RNA from Pisolithus orientalis, 1053 nucleotides. RefSeq names its product DNA glycosylase/AP lyase. Gene Ontology annotation, biological process: base-excision repair. Bases 1 to 1053 code for a protein of 350 amino acids. Gene Ontology annotation, molecular function: damaged DNA binding; zinc ion binding; DNA N-glycosylase activity. The transcript is spliced from 11 exons. The record is from RefSeq and is a predicted model, not a curated record. NCBI's taxonomy places the organism in Eukaryota, Fungi, Basidiomycota, Agaricomycetes, Boletales, Pisolithaceae. Gene Ontology annotation, cellular component: nucleus.